GCAUACAUGGCUCCUGGUAUCUCAAAUGAGAAGAAAACUGAUGAUGAACAGUCUUCAAAAGAGAACUUUAUCCAUCUCUGCAACCCUCACCUGGAGAAAAUGAAAGAAGACAUCCUGUACCAUUUUGCUCUUGGGACUGGUACCCAUGAUUUUCCGGCAUUGUUUGGAGAUGUAAAGUUUGUAUGUGUUGGAGGAAGUCCGUCACGGAUGAAAGCUUUUAUUGCCUACAUAGCUGAAGAACUGGGUCUUGGUAGUCCCACUGGUGACUAUCCUAACAUCUGUGCGGGAACUGACCGUUACGCAAUGUACAAAGUGGGACCUGUUUUGUCAGUCAGUCAUGGUAUGGGCAUUCCUUCUAUUUCAAUUAUGCUGCACGAGCUGAUCAAACUGUUGCAUCAUGCCAAGUGUUCCAACAUAACCAUUAUUCGCAUUGGCACCUCUGGUGGAAUAGGUCUGGAGCCAGGCUCAGUGGUUAUAACUAGGCAGUCUGUAGAUGCCACCUUCAAACCUCAGUUUGAACAGGUUGUUCUGGGAAAGACUGUGAUUCGCAGUACAAACCUAGAUGAACAGCUAGCUCAGGAACUGAUGCAGUGCAGUAAAGAAAUCAAUCAAUUCAAUACAGUCAUUGGAAACACUAUGUGCACUUUGGAUUUCUAUGAAGGACAGGGCAGGUUGGAUGGUGCAAUCUGCUUAUAUAAUGAAGAAGAGAAACUGCAGUAUUUGAAGGAAGCUUAUGAUUCUGGAGUCAGAAACAUAGAGAUGGAGUCUUCCGUAUUUGCUGCGAUGUGUAAUCUCAGUGGUGUCAAAGCUGCCGUAGUGUGUGUCACUCUUCUGAAUCGGCUUGAAGGGGAUCAGAUUAGUAGCUCACAUGAUGUACUUGUGGAGUAUCAGCAGAGACCGCAGAAGUUAGUGGGUUACUUCAUUAAGAAAAGUCUUGGGAAGGUAUGAGAUAUCCAUCUUUGUUUUUUAGAAGCAAAAGGCUUUCGCACAGCUGAGGUCAUGGUCAUGACUUCUGUGCAUUAAAGGUCUUUUGCCUCAGAGUAGCUUAGAGCAUUCUGUGUGUCCACGGAAGUUAAUAAUUUGUCACUGUACUUUGGGAACUGAAUGCUGAAUGGACUUCAGCUAAGUUGUGCUUAGUUAUGCGUUGUUGGAUGUAAGACUUGCUUUUCUGUGAAUUAGAAAGUGGAUCUGUUGUGAAGGACAAGCCUGCUAUAAUAUACGAGAAAUUUUUAUUUAUCCCUGCUGUACAAGAAAAAACAGAAAGAAAAUCAAACUUUAUUGCCAAGUACUUGCAAACCACCAAAUUAAAAUUAAGAAUGCUAAUCCUUUUCUUGUUGUUAUAAAAAUUAUAUAAGUUAUA
Molecule: messenger RNA, 1360 nt
Organism: Charadrius vociferus (killdeer)
Lineage: Eukaryota; Metazoa; Chordata; Aves; Charadriiformes; Charadriidae
Gene: UPP1
Product: uridine phosphorylase 1
Exons: 7
Coding region: 7-948 (313 amino acids)
Biological process (GO): nucleotide catabolic process; uridine catabolic process
Cellular component (GO): cytoplasm; cytosol
Molecular function (GO): uridine phosphorylase activity
Source: RefSeq, a predicted model, not a curated record